AUGUCGCGUUCAGUCGCGACUUGGCUCGACUUUGCUGGCCUCACGGGCACAAAGUGCUUCCGCAACGCGUAUCUGGUGGGCAUCACCGCCGGCUUUUCUGCUGGCUCGUUUGCCUUUCUCAAGACAUGGAACGGCCUCCGCGCCGGCAACUGGGCCAUCGGCGCGUUUGCAGUCGGUACCAUGGCUGCGUGGCACACUUGCUCCCAUUUUCACAACGAACACGUCAAGAAGAUGCAUGCCCUUGCUGACCAGCUCAAUCGCAAGCAGGCCGAGCUCAACGACAGAUCGCCCGAGCCGCCCACAACAACACCGCCGUCAUCGUGA
This is a messenger RNA of Thecamonas trahens ATCC 50062, 324 nucleotides long. RefSeq lists its product as uncharacterized. Gene Ontology annotation, cellular component: mitochondrion; mitochondrial inner membrane. The record is from RefSeq and is a predicted model, not a curated record. Gene Ontology annotation, biological process: mitochondrial respiratory chain complex IV assembly. The transcript is spliced from 2 exons. Lineage: Eukaryota; Apusomonadida; Apusomonadidae. The coding region runs from base 1 to 324 and encodes 107 amino acids.